This is a messenger RNA of Ailuropoda melanoleuca (giant panda), 22648 nucleotides long. RefSeq names its product nebulin (gene NEB). The record is from RefSeq and is a predicted model, not a curated record. Gene Ontology annotation, cellular component: Z disc. Gene Ontology annotation, molecular function: actin filament binding. NCBI's taxonomy places the organism in Eukaryota, Metazoa, Chordata, Mammalia, Carnivora, Ursidae. Gene Ontology annotation, biological process: cardiac muscle thin filament assembly.
AUUCGAGCGACUCGGGAUCUGAUUGGCUGCUGGUACCACGUGAUAAUUCGGAGCCCAGGCACCACUCUGGCUCUUGCCUGGGGUUCUCAGGAGGGAAGAGUUGGGAGAGGCUUUGCUGCUGAGGAAAUUGAUCUGAUAGAUUAAAGGUUUGAGGAAGAGCUACAGAAGCAGAACAGAAAAAUCCAUACAAGCCAAUGGUGUUCGGGAAAAAAUAACCCCAUUGCCUUGAGUUUGUAGGUGCCACUACGACUCUGGGAAAAUGGCAGACGACGAAGAAUAUGAGGAGGUGGUGGAGUAUUACACAGAGGAGACAGUCUAUGAAGAGGUGCCAGGAGAGACAAUAACAGAAACCUAUGAAACUACGACAACACGGACUGACUAUGAUCAAUCAAAACCUUCCAAAUCCUCACUGGCACAGCCGGUGUCAGCACAGCCAGUCCCAGCCAAGCCAGUGGAGAGGAAGAGGGUUAUCCGGAAGAAACUGGAUACUUCGAAGUUCAUGACCCCCUACAUUGUACACAGUCAGAAAAUGCAGGAACUCUUUAGCCCCAAUAAAUACAAGGAGAACUAUGAGAAAGCAAAAGGACAGCCAUACGCCAUCACAACCGAUACCCCAGAACUUCGCCGGAUCAAGAAAGUACAAGAUCAACUCAGUGAGGUUAAGUAUCGAAUGGAUGGCGAUGUUGCUAAAACUAUCUGUCACGUAGACGAAAAAGCAAAGGACAUUGAACAUGCAAAGAAAGUGUCGCAGCAAGUCAGUAAGGUUUUAUACAAGCAGAACUGGGAAGACACCAAGGAUAAGUACCUGCUUCCCCCUGAUGCCCCUGAACUUGUCCAGGCAGUUAAGAACACAGCCAUGUUCAGUAAGAAACUGUACACUGAGGACUGGGAAGCUGACAAAAGCUUGUUUUACCCAUACAACGACAGCCCAGAGCUGAGAAGGGUGGCCCAAGCCCAGAAAGCCCUCAGUGAUAUUGCCUACAAAAAAGGUCACGCUGAACAGCAAUCUCAAUUCACAACUCUGCCGGAUCCUCCAGAAAUAGAAUUUGCUAAGAAAGUGACCAAUCAAGUGAGCAAGCAAAAAUACAAGGCAGACUAUGAAAAUAAAAUCAAAGGCAAGUGGAGUGAGACACCUUGCUUUGAAGUUGCAACCGCCAGAAUGAAUGCCGAUAACAUCAGCACAAGGAAAUACCAGGAAGACUUUGAGAAUAUGAAAGACCAGAUCUACUUCAUGCAGACUGAAACGCCAGAGUACAAAGUGAAUAAACAAGCUGGGGUGGCAGCUAGCAAGGUAAAAUACAAAGAAGACUAUGAAAAGAAUAAAGGAAAAGCAGAUUAUAAUGUACUUCCUGCUUCAGAGAACCCACUGCUCCAGCAGCUGAAGGCGGCAGGAAAUGCCCUGAGUGACAAACUAUACAAGGAAAACUAUGAAAAGACAAAGGCAAAGAGCAUAAAUUACUGCGAAACCCCCAAAUUUCAACUUGAUACAGUUCUGCACAACUUCACUAGCGAUACUAAAUACAAAGAUUCCUACUUAAAGAAUAUUUUGGGACAUUAUGUAGGCAGCUUUGAGGACCCAUAUCAUACGCACUGUAUGAAAGUCGCAGCUCAAAACAGUGACAAAAACUACAAAGCAGAAUAUGAAGAAGACAGAGGCAAAGGCUUCUUCCCCCAGACUAUAACUCAAGAAUAUGAAACAAUCAAGAAACUGGAUCGGUGUAAAGAUCAUACCUACAAAGUCCAUCCAGAUAAGACAAAAUUCACUCAAGUCACUGACUCUCCUGUUCUGGUGCAAGCCCAAGUCAAUUCCAAACAACUGAGUGAUCUGAACUACAAAGCAAAGCAUGAAAAUGAGAAGUUCAAGUGCCACAUACCUCCAGAUACUCCUGCCCUCCUCCAACACAAAGUCAAUGCCUAUAACCUGAGUGACAAUAUCUAUAAGCAUGACUGGGAGAAGAGCAAAGCGAAGAAGUUUGACAUUAAAGUGGACGCCAUCCCCCUGCUGGCAGCCAAGGCCAACAGCAGGAUUGCCAGCGAUGUGAUGUACAAGAAAGACUAUGAGAAAAAUAAAGGGAAAAUGAUUGGAGCCCUGAGCAUUAAUGAUGAUCCCAAGAUGUUGCACUCUUUGAAGGCGGCCAAAAACCAGAGUGAUAGAUUAUACAAGGAAAACUAUGAGAAGACAAAAGCAAAGAGCAUGAACUACUGCGAGACCCCCAAGUAUCAGCUUGACGCUCUGAUGAAGAACUUCAGUGAGGCUAAAUACAAAGAUUCAUAUGUACAGAAUAUUUUGGGACAUUAUGUAGGCAGCUCUGAGGACCCGUAUCAAAUACACUGCAUGAGAGUUUCCGCUCAAAACAGUGACAAAAAUUACAAAGCAGAGUAUGAGGAAGAUAAAGGGAAAUGCUAUUUCCCUCAGACAAUAACUCAAGAAUAUGAAGCCAUCAAGAAGCUAGACCAGUGUAAAGAUCAUACGUACAAAGUUCAUCCAGAUAAGACCAAAUUCACGGCCGUCACUGACACUCCUGUACUGUUGCAAGCCCAGCUCAACACGAAACAGCUUAGCGAUCUGAAUUACAAAGCAAAACAUGAAAGUGAGAAGUUCAAGUGCAACGUACCAGCAGAUGCCCCACAGUUUAUCCAACACAGAGUCAAUGCCUAUAACUUGAGUGAUAAUAUCUAUAAGCAUGACUGGGAGAAGAGCAAAGCGAAGAAGUUUGACAUUAAAGUGGACGCCAUCCCCCUGCUGGCAGCCAAGGCCAACAGCAGGAUCGCCAGCGAUGUGAUGUACAAGAAAGACUAUGAGAAAAAUAAAGGGAAAAUGAUUGGAGCCCUGAGCAUUAAUGAUGAUCCCAAGAUGUUGCACUCUUUGAAGACGGCCAAAAACCAGAGUGAUCGUGAAUAUCGGAAAGACUAUGAAAAGUCAAAGACUAUCUACACGGCACCUCUUGAUAUGCUCCAAGUCACUCAAGCUAAGAAGUCUCAGGAAAUUGCCAGCGAUGUGGACUAUAAGCAUGUCUUACACAGUUACAGCUACCCACCCGACAGCGUCAACGUGGAUCUCGCCAAGAAGGCGUAUGCACUGCAGAGUGAUGUCGAAUACAAAGCUGACUACAACAGCUGGAUGAAAGGUUGUGGCUGGGUGCCUUUUGGGUCCUUAGAGAUGGAAAAGGCAAAGAGAGCUUCAGACAUCCUGAAUGAGAAAAAAUACCGCCAACAUCCAGACACUCUCAAGUUUACCUCGAUUGAAGAUGCUCCAAUUAUAGUACAGUCUAAAAUCAACCAGGCCCAGAGAAGUGAUGUGGCCUACAAAGCCAAAGGAGAGGAAAUUCUUCACAAAUACAACCUGCCGGCGGACCUGCCUCAGUUCCUCCAGGCGAAAGUUAAUGCCUACAAUAUCAGUGAGAAUAUGUACAAAGCAGACUUGAAAGAUUUGAGCAAGAAGGGGUAUGACCUGAGAACGGAUGCGAUUCCCAUCAGAGCUGCCAAAGCUGCCAGGCAGGCGGCAAGUGACGUUCAGUACAAAAAAGAUUAUGAAAAAGCCAAAGGAAAAAUCGUUGGCUUCCAAAGUCUCCAAGAUGACCCUAAACUGGUUCACUAUAUGAAUGUGGCCAAGAUGCAGUCAGACCUGGAGUAUAAGAAAGACUAUGAGAAGACAAAAACAAAAUACAACACACCCCAUGAUAUGUUUAAUGUCGUGGCGGCCAAGAAAGCUCAGGAUGUUGUCAGCAAUAUCGACUAUAAGCAUCAGCUCCAUCAUUACACGUACCUGCCUGAUGCCAUGGGCCUGGAGUUGUCUAAAAACAUGAUGCACAUACAGAGCGAUAAUGCCUAUAAGGAAGACUACAACACCUGGAUGAAAGGCAUAGGCUGGAUCCCUAUUGGCAGUCUGGAAGUAGAGAAAGUUAAGAAAGCGGGAGAUGCCCUGAAUGAAAAGAAGUACAGGCAACAUCCAGACACCCUCAAAUUUACCAGCAUCGUGGACUCCCCAGUUAUGGUCCAGGCAAAACAGAACACAAAGCAAGUCAGUGAUAUCUUAUACAAAGCUAAAGGAGAAGAUGUGAAACAUAAAUACACUAUGAGUCCUGAUCUUCCUCAGUUUCUCCAGGCCAAGUGCAAUGCUUACAAUAUAAGCGACGUCUGUUAUAAACGGGACUGGCAUGAUUUAAUAGCCAAGGGUAACAAUGUGCUGGGUGACGCGAUUCCCAUCACUGCGGCCAAAGCGUCCAGAAACAUUGCCAGUGAUUAUAAAUACAAGGAAGCUUAUGAGAAGUCAAAGGGGAGGCAUGUGGGUUUCAGAAGCCUCCAGGAUGAUCCCAAGCUGGUCCAUUAUAUGAAUGUGGCGAAGUUGCAGUCAGAUCGUGAAUACAAGAAGAACUAUGAGAACACCAAAACCAGCUACCAUACCCCAGGGGACAUGAUUAGCAUUACUGCUGCAAAGUCUGCCCAAGAUGUCGUCACCAACGUCAACUACAAACAGCCUGUACAUCAUUACACAUACCUACCCGAUGCCCUGAGUCUCGAGCAUACCAGGAAUGUGAAUCAAAUUCAGAGUGAUAAUGUGUAUAAAGACGAGUAUAACAACUUCUUCAAGGGCAUUGGAUGGAUCCCUAUUGGUUCUUUGGAGGUUGAGAAGGUCAAGAAAGCAGGUGAUGCUUUAAAUGAGAGGAAGUAUCGACAGCACCCAGAUACCAUCAAGUUCACAAGUGUGCCCGAUUCCAUGGGCAUGGUUUUGGCUCAGCAGAACACUAAGCAGCUAAGUGAUUUGAACUACAAGGUGGAGGGGGAGAAACUGAAGCACAAAUACACUAUGGACCCCGAAUUACCUCAGUUUAUUCAGGCCAAGGUCAACGCCCUCAACAUGAGUGAUUCUCAUUAUAAAGCAGACUGGAAGAAAACUCUUGCUAAGGGCUAUGAUUUGAGAUCAGAUGCCAUUCCAAUUGUUGCUGCAAAAAGUUCAAGGAAUAUUGCUAGUGAUUUCAAAUAUAAGGAGGCUUAUGAGAAAGCCAAAGGCAGGCAGAUUGGAUUUCUCAGUCUUCAGGAUGAUCCUAAACUGGUUCAUUACAUGAAUGUGGCCAAAAUGCAGUCAGAUCGUGAGUACAAAAAGGGCUAUGAAGCCAGCAAGACCAGGUAUCACACACCCUUGGACAUGCUCAGCGUGACAGCCGCCAAGAAAUCUCAGGAGGUCGUUACCAACACCAACUACAAACAGCCCUUCCACAGCUACACUCUUCUGCCUGAUGCCUUGAAUGUGGAGCAUUCCAGGAAUGCAAUGCAGAUCCAAAGCGAUAAUCUCUACAAAUCCGACUUUACCAACUGGAUGAAAGGGAUCGGCUGGAUCCCAUUAGAGUCACUGGAGGUGGAGAAAGCAAAGAAAGCUGGAGAGAUCCUUAGUGAGAAGAAGUAUCGCCAGCACCCUGAGAAGCUGAAGUUCACCUAUGCCAUGGACACAAUGGAACAAGCGCUUAACAAAAGCAACAAACUGAAUAUGGAUAAGAGGCUCUACACUGAAAAAUGGAACAAAGACAAGACCACCAUUCACGUCAUGCCUGAUACUCCAGACAUUUUACUGUCCAGAGUAAACCAAAUCACCAUGAGUGAUAAACUGUACAAAGCUGGCUGGGAAGAGGAAAAGAAGAAAGGCUAUGACCUGAGGCCUGAUGCCAUCCCAAUAAAGGCUGCGAAAGCCUGUAGAGAUAUUGCCAGUGAUUACAAAUACAAGCAAGCUUAUGAGCAAGCCAAAGGGAAACACAUUGGCUUCCAGAGCCUAGAGGACGACCCCAAGUUGGUACACUUCAUGCAGGUGGCCAAGAUGCAGUCAGACCGGGAAUACAAGAAGGGAUACGAGAAAUCAAAGACCUCCUUCCACACUCCAGUGGACAUGCUGAGUGUGGUGGCAGCCAAGAAGUCUCAAGAAGUGGCCACCAACACUAACUACAGAAAUGUGAUCCAUUCCUACAACAUGCUUCCUGAUGCCAUGGGCUUUGAAUUGGCCAAAAAUAUGAUGCAGAUUCAAAGUGAUAAUCAGUACAAAGCUGACUAUGUUGACUUCAUGAAGGGGAUUGGAUGGCUCCCCCUGGGCUCCCUGGAGGCUGAGAAAAACAAGAAAGCCAUGGAGAUAAUCAGUGAAAAGAAGUACCGCCAACACCCAGACACUUUGAAGUAUUCCACUUUGAUGGACUCAAUGAACAUGGUUUUGGCCCAGAAUAAUGCAAAAAUUAUGAAUGAACACCUCUACAAACAAGCAUGGGAGGCUGAUAAGACCAAGGUCCACAUUAUGCCUGAUAUCCCCCAGAUUGUCUUGGCAAAGGCAAAUGCAAUUAAUAUGAGUGAUAAACUCUACAAACUUUCUUUGGAAGAAUCUAAAAAGAAAGGCUAUGAUCUCAGAACCGAUGCAAUUCCUAUCAAGGCUGCCAAAGCCUCAAGAGAUAUUGCGAGUGAUUAUAAAUACAAAUACAAUUAUGAAAAGGAGAGGGGGAAGAUGUUUGGUUUCCGCAGCCUUGAGGAUGAUCCCAAAUUAGUCCAUUCCAUGCAAGUGGCGAAGAUGCAAUCCGAUCGGGAGUACAAGAAAAACUAUGAGAAUACGAAGACCAGCUACCACACCCCUGCAGACAUGCUCAGUGUCACUGCGGCCAAGGAUGCCCAGGCCAACAUCACCAACACCAACUACAAGCAUCUGAUUCACAAGUACAUCCUCCUUCCAGAUGCCAUGAGCAUUGAGCUGAGCAGGAAUAUGAAUCACAUACAGAGUGAUAAUGAAUAUAAGCAGGACUACAAUGAGUGGUACAAAGGGCUUGGCUGGAGUCCAGCUGGUUCCCUAGAAGUGGAGAAGGCCAAGAAAGCUACCGAAUAUGCCAGUGAUCAGAAAUACCGCCAGCACCCUAGCAACUUCCAGUUUAAGAAGCUGAAUGACUCCAUGGACAUGGUUCUUGCCAAACAGAAUACACAAACCAUGAACAAGCACUUAUAUACCAUUGACUGGAACAAAGAUAAAACCAAGAUUCAUGUGAUGCCAGACACACCAGAUAUUUUACAAGCCAAGCAGAAUCAAGCUCAGUAUAGUCAGAAACUCUAUAAACUUGGAUGGGAAGAAGCUCUGAAGAAAGGCUAUGAUCUCCCACUUGAUGCAAUUUCUGUACAGUCGGCCAAAGCUUCAAGAGACAUUGUUAGCGACUUUAAAUACAAACAAGGCUACCGCAAACAACUUGGCCACCAUAUUGGAUUCCGGAAUCUGCAAGAUGAUCCAAAGCUUGUGCUGUCCAUGAAUGUAGCCAAAAUGCAGAGUGAAAGAGAAUACAAGAAGGACUUUGAGAAGUGGAAGACCAGGUUCAGCAGCCCAGUGGACAUGCUGGGAGUGGUGCUGGCCAAGAAAUGUCAGGCCUUAGUCAGUGACAUAGACUAUAAGAACUACCUGCACCAGUGGACAUGCCUGCCUGACCAGAAUGACGUUAUUCAAGCUAAAAAGGUUUAUCAACUGCAGAGUGAGAAUCUGUAUAAGUCUGACCUUGAGUGGCUGAGAGGCAUAGGAUGGAGUCCCCUGGGUUCUUUGGAGGCAGAAAAGAACAAGCGGGCUUCAGAAAUCAUCAGUGAGAAGAAAUACCGUCAGCCUCCAGACAGAAACAAGUUCACCAGCAUUCCUGAUGCCAUGGACAUAGUUCUGGCAAAGACAAAUGCCAAAAAUAGGAGUGAUAGACUUUAUAGAGAGGCUUGGGACAAAGACAAGACUCAAAUCCACAUCAUGCCUGAUACACCUGACAUUAUUCUGGCUAAAGCAAACUUAAUCAAUACAAGUGAUAAACUCUACCGAAUGGGUUAUGAGGAAAUGAAGAAAAAAGGUUACGAUCUUCCCCUUGAUGCCAUACCAAUCAAAGCCGCAAAAGCAUCUCGAGAAAUUGCCAGUGAAUACAAGUACAAGGAAGGCUUUCGCAAGCAGCUCGGCCAUCACAUUGGAGCCCGCGACAUCAAAGAUGACCCCAAGAUGAUGUGGUCCAUGCAUGUGGCCAAGAUCCAGAGUGACAGGGAGUACAAGAAGGACUUUGAGAAAUGGAAGACCAAGUUCAGCAGCCCAGUGGACAUGCUGGGGUUGGUGCUGGCCAAGAAGUGCCAGACCUUAGUCAGUGACAUAGACUACAAACAUCCCCUACAUGAAUGGAUGUGUCUGCCUGACCAGAACGACGUCAUCCAUGCCCGGCAGGCCUAUGACCUCCAGAGUGACAAUUUGUACAAGGCCGACCUUCAGUGGCUAAGAGGCAUUGGCUGGUUACCUAGUGGCUCUCUUGAGGAUGAGAAGAACAAGAGAGCUACCCAGAUUUUGAGUGAUCACAUUUACCGUCAGCACCCAGAUAAAUUCAAGUUUUCCAGCCUUAUGGACUCCAUCCCAAUGGUUUUGGCAAAAAACAAUGCUAUUACCAUGAACCAUCGCCUCUAUACAGAAGCUUGGGAUAAAGAUAAAACCACUGUCCACAUUAUGCCAGAUACUCCUGAAGUUUUACUGGCUAAACAAAACCAAAUAAAUUACAGCGAGAAACUAUAUAAACUUGGCCUAGAAGAAGCCAAGAAGAAAGGCUAUGAUAUGCGGCUGGAUGCCAUUCCCAUCAGGGCGGCCAAGGCCUCCAGAGACAUUGCAAGUGAAUUCAAGUACAAAGAAGGCUAUCGUCAGCAGCUUGGCCAUCACAUUGGUGCACGAGCAAUACAUGAUGACCCCAAGAUGAUGUGGUCCAUGCAUGUGGCCAAGGUCCAGAGUGACAGGGAGUACAAGAAGGACUUUGAGAAGUGGAAGACCAAGUUCAGCAGCCCAGUGGACAUGCUAGGUGUGGUGCUGGCCAAGAAGUGCCAGGCCUUAGUCAGUGAUAUAGACUAUAAGAACUACCUGCACCAGUGGACGUGCCUGCCUGACCAGAAUGACGUCAUCCAUGCUCGACAGGCCUAUGACCUCCAGAGCGAUAAUAUGUACAAGUCAGAUCUGCAGUGGUUGAGAGGCAUCGGCUGGGUUCCUAUUGGCUCUUUGGAUGUGGAAAAAUGCAAAAGGGCAACUGAAAUUUUGAGUGAUAAAAUCUAUCGCCAGCCUCCAGACCAAUUCAAAUUUACUAGUGUGACUGAUUCUUUGGAACAAGUGUUAGCCAAGAAUAACGCCAUCACCAUGAACAAGCGUUUAUACACGGAAGCCUGGGACAAAGACAAGACCCAGGUCCACAUCAUGCCAGACACACCAGAAAUUACGUUGGCAAGAAUGAACAAAAUCAAUUAUAGUGAGACUCUGUAUAAACUCGCCAAUGAAGAAGCAAAGAAGAAAGGCUAUGACCUGCGAAGUGAUGCCAUCCCAAUCGUGGCGGCCAAGGCCUCCAGGGACAUCGCCAGUGACUACAAAUACAAAGAUGGUUACCGCAAGCAGCUCGGCCAUCACAUUGGAGCCCGCGACAUCAAAGAUGACCCCAAGAUGAUGUGGUCCAUGCAUGUGGCCAAGAUCCAGAGUGACAGGGAGUAUAAGAAGGACUUUGAGAAGUGGAAGACCAAGUUCAGCAGCCCAGUGGACAUGCUGGGGUUGGUGCUGGCCAAGAAGUGCCAGACCUUAGUCAGUGACAUAGACUACAAACAUCCCCUACAUGAAUGGAUGUGUCUGCCUGACCAGAACGACGUCAUCCAUGCCCGGCAGGCCUAUGACCUCCAGAGUGACAACAUUUACAAAUCAGAUCUCCAGUGGCUGAGAGGCAUCGGCUGGGUCCCCAUAGGGUCUGUGGAUGUGGUCAAGUGCAAGAGAGCCACAGAGAUACUGAGUGACAACAUCUACCGCCAGCCUCCGGACAAGCUGAAGUUCACCAGUGUGCCUGACUCCCUGGAACAGGUGCUGGCCAAGAACAACGCCCUCAAUAUGAACAAGCGUUUAUACACAGAGGCCUGGGACAAAGACAAAACUCAAGUGCAUAUCAUGCCUGAUACCCCGGAGAUCAUGCUGGCAAGGCAGAACAAGAUCAACUACAGUGAGACUCUGUAUAAACUCGCCAAUGAAGAAGCAAAGAAAAAAGGCUACGACCUGCGAAGCGAUGCCAUCCCGAUCGUGGCGGCCAAGGCCUCCAGGGACAUCGCCAGUGACUACAAAUACAAAGAUGGUUAUCGAAAGCAACUUGGCCACCACAUUGGAGCUCGAAAUGUUGAGGAUGACCCCAAGAUGAUGUGGUCCAUGCAUGUGGCCAAGAUCCAGAGUGACAGGGAGUACAAGAAGGACUUUGAGAAGUGGAAGACCAAGUUCAGCAGCCCAGUGGACAUGCUGGGGUUGGUGCUGGCCAAGAAGUGCCAGACCUUAGUCAGUGACAUAGACUACAAACAUCCCCUACAUGAAUGGAUGUGUCUGCCUGACCAGAACGAUGUCAUCCAUGCCCGGAAGGCCUAUGACCUCCAGAGUGACAACAUUUACAAAUCAGAUCUCCAGUGGCUAAGAGGCAUCGGCUGGGUCCCUAUCGGGUCUGUGGAUGUGGUCAAGUGCAAAAGAGCCACAGAGAUACUGAGUGACAACAUCUACCGCCAGCCUCCGGACAAGCUGAAGUUCACCAGUGUGCCUGACUCCCUGGAACAGGUGUUGGCCAAGAACAAUGCCCUCAAUAUGAGCAAGCGCUUAUACACAGAAGCCUGGGACAAAGACAAGACCCAAGUCCACAUCAUGCCUGAUACACCUGAAAUUAUGUUGGCAAGACAAAAUAAAAUAAAUUAUAGUGAGAACUUCUAUCGUCAGGCCAUGGAAGAAGCCAAGAAAGAAGGUUAUGACUUGAGAAGUGACGCCAUUCCCAUCGUGGCUGCCAAGGCCUCCCGGGAGAUUGCCAGUGAUUACAAAUACAAAGAAGCUUAUCGUAAGCAGUUGGGUCACCACAUCGGUGCCCGAGCAGUACACGACGACCCCAAGAUAAUGUGGUCUCUGCACAUUGCCAAAGUGCAGAGUGACCUUGAGUACAAGAAGGACUUUGAGAAAUACAAGACCAGGUACAGCAGCCCGGUGGACAUGCUCAAUAUCGUUCAGGCCAAGCUGUGCCAGACGUUGGUCAGCGACGUGGACUAUAGACAUCCGCUGCACGAGUGGACCUGCCUGCCCGACCAGAAUGACAUCAUCCAGGCUCGGAAAGCUUAUGACCUCCAGAGCGACAAUUUAUAUAAGUCAGACCUUGAAUGGUUGAGAGGCAUUGGCUGGGUUCCAAUUGAUUCCGUGGAAGUUCUUAAAGCCAAGAGGGCCACGGAGAUACUCAGUGAUACUAUCUACCGUCAGCGUCCAGAGACACUGAAAUUUACCAGCAUCACUGACACUCCGGAGCAGGUGUUGGCAAAGAGCAAUGCUAUGAACAUGAGUAAGCACUUAUAUACUGAAGCCUGGGACAAUGAUAAGAAAACGAUCCACGUCAUGCCAGACACACCAGAAAUCAUGCUUGCCAAACAAAAUCGCAUAAACUACAGUCAUAAACUCUAUAAACUUGCUUUGGAAGAGUCCAGGAAGGAAGGCUAUGACUUGCGUUUGGAUGCCAUCCCAAUCCAGGCAGCCAAGGCUUCAAGAGAGAUUGCUAGUGAUUACAAGUACAAGGAAGGGUACCGCAAACAGCUUGGCCACCACAUUGGGGCCCGGAAGGUUGAGGAUGACCCCAAGAUUGUGUGGUCGAUCCAUGCGGCCAAGAUCCAGAGUGACAGGGAGUACAAGAAGGACUUUGAGAAAUGGAAGACCAAGUUCAGCAGCCCAGUGGACAUGCUGGGGUUGGUGCUGGCCAAGAAGUGCCAGACCUUAGUCAGUGACAUAGACUACAGACAUCCCCUACAUGAAUGGAUGUGUCUGCCUGACCAGAAUGAUGUCAUUCAGGCCCGGAAGGCCUAUGACCUCCAGAGUGACGCUAUUUACAAAGCUGAUCUCGAGUGGCUGAGAGGCAUUGGGUGGGUGCCCAUUGGCUCUGUAGAGGUUGAGAAGGUGAAGAGAGCUGGAGAAAUCCUCAGUGAAAGGAAGUACCGCCAGCCCGCAGACCAGCUCAAAUUCACAUGCAUUACAGACACCCCAGAGAUUGUCCUGGCCAAGAAUAACGCCCUGACGAUGAGCAAGCAUUUAUACACAGAAGCUUGGAAUGCUGACAAAGCCUCCAUCCACGUGAUGCCAGACACCCCAGAAAUCCUACUGGCCAAGAGCAAUUCUGCCAAUAUCAGCCAAAAACUUUACACCAAGGGAUGGGAUGAAUCAAAGAUGAAAGACUAUGAUCUGAGGGCUGAUGCUAUUUCCAUCAAAAGCGCCAAGGCCUCAAGGGACAUCGCCAGUGAUUACAAAUACAAAGAAGCAUACGAGAAACAGAAAGGCCACCACAUUGGAGCCCAGAGUGUUGAAGAUGACCCCAAGAUUAUGUGUGCCAUACAUGCAGGGAAGAUUCAAAGUGAAAGGUACAAGAAGGAAUUCCAGAAGUGGAAGACCAAAUUCAGCAGCCCGGUGGACAUGCUCAAUAUCGUUCAGGCCAAGCUGUGCCAGACGUUGGUCAGUGACAUUGAUUAUCGCAAUUACCUGCAUCACUGGACGUGCUUACCUGAUCAAAACGACAUUAUCCAAGCGAAGAAGGCCUAUGAACUGCAGAGCGAUAGUGUUUAUAAGGCGGACCUGGAGUGGCUGCGUGGCAUUGGCUGGAUGCCAGAAGACUCUGUGGAAAUGAACAGGGUGAAGAAUGCUCAAGGCCUGGUGAAUGAAAGGCUUUAUAGAACGCGGCCAGAAGCCUUGAAGUUCACUUCCAUUGUUGACACUCCAGAUGUUAUCCUGGCAAAAACCAAUUCUCUGCAAAUAAGUGAGAAACUGUAUCAAGAUGCGUGGAAUAAAGAUAAAACCAACAUCACCAUUCCAUCUGACACACCAGUCAUGCUGCAGGCCCAUAUAAAUGCCCAGCAAAUCAGCAAUAACCUUUACCAGAAACACUGGAAUGAGACCAAGCAGAAAGGCUAUGACUUCAGAGCGGAUGCCAUUGAAAUCAAACAAGCCAAAGCCUCCAGAGACAUCGCCAGUGAGUACAAAUACAAGGAAGGUUACCGUAAGCAACUGGGCCACCACGUGGGUUUCCGCACCCUACAAGAUGACCCCAAAUUGGUAUGGUCUAUACAUGCUGCCAAGAUCCAGAGUGACAGAGAAUACAAGAAAGCUUAUGAGAAGUGUAAAGGAAUUCACAAUACACCGUUGGACAUGAUGUCAAUUGUGCAGGCCAAGAAAUGCCAGGUCCUGGUCAGCGAUAUUGAUUAUCGCAAUUAUCUGCACCAGUGGACAUGUUUGCCAGAUCAGAAUGAUGUGAUCCAGGCUAAGAAGGCCUACGAGCUGCAGAGCGAUAACGUGUACAAAUCAGACCUGGAAUGGUUGAAGGGUAUAGGAUGGUUGCCAGAGGGUUCUGUGGAAGUGAUGAGAGUGAAGAAUGCCCAGAAUCUCCUGAAUGAGAGGUUGUAUCGUAUAAAACCUGAAGACUUCAAAUUCACCAGCAUUGUCGAUACCCCUGAAGUCAUCCAGGCAAAGAUCAAUUCUGUACAGAUCAGUGAGCCAUUGUACCGUGAUGCGUGGGAGAGAGAGAAAGCAAAUGUGAAUGUGCCAGCUGACACUCCAGUGAUGCUGCAGUCCAAGAUCAAUGCCAUACAGAUCAGUGAUAAACAAUACAAGCAAGCUUGGGAAAAUGUCAAGAUGACGGGUUAUGACCUUCGGGAAGAUGCCAUCCCAAUUCAGCAUGCCAGGGCUUCCAGGGAUAUCGCCAGCGAUUACCUGUACAAAACUGCUUAUGAGAAGCAGAAAGGCCAUUAUAUUGGAUGUCGCAAUGCCAAGGAAGACCCUAAACUGGUUUGGGCGGCACAUGUGUUAAAGAUGCAGAAUGACAGGCUGUACAAAAAGGCCUACAAUGACCACAAGGCCAGGAUCUCCAUCCCAGUGGACAUGGUGUCCAUCAAUGCUGCCAAAGAAGGCCAGGCAUUAGCAAGUGAUGUGGAUUAUCGCCACUACCUGCACCACUGGUCUUGCUUUCCCGACCAGAAUGAUGUGAUCCAAGCCAGGAAAGCCUAUGACCUGCAGAGUGAUGCCAUCUAUAAGGCUGACUUGGAGUGGUUACGUGGCAUUGGCUGGAUGCCUGAAGGGUCUCCUGAAGUGUUGAGGGUCAAAAAUGCCCAGAAGAUCCUACGAGACAGCGUCUAUCGGACACCUGUAGUGAGCCUCAAGUACACAAGUGUCGUUGACACACCUGAAGUUGUUCUUGCUAAGUCGAAUGCUGAAAAUAUUAGUAUUCCAAAGUACAGAGAAGUUUGGGACAAGGAUAAAACGUCAAUCCACAUAAUGCCAGAUACGCCAGAAAUCAACCUCGCUAGAGCCAAUGCUCUUAAUGUGAGCAAUAAAAUUUACCGUGAAGAUUGGGAUGGAAUGAAGAUGAGCUGUGAUGUACGGCUGGAUGCCAUCCCUAUUCAGGCUGCCAAGGCCUCCAGGGAGAUUGCCAGUGAUUAUAAAUACAAGCUUGACCACGAGAAGCAGAAGGGACACUAUGUGGGGACCCCCACCGCCAGAGAUGACAACAAGAUCCGCUGGGCCCUCAUAGCUGGCAAGAUCCAGAAUGAAAGAGAGUACCGGAUGCACUGGGCCAAAUGGAAGACCAAGUUCCAAAGCCCUGUGGAUAUGCUUUCCAUCGUGCAUUCUAAAAAUUGCCAGACCCUGGUCAGCGACAUUGAUUAUCGCAAUUACUUACACGAGUGGAUAUGCAUGCCUGACCAGAACGAUGUGAUUCAGGCCAAGAAAGCCUACCAACUGCAAAGCGAUGCUGUCUACAAGGCCGACUUGGAAUGGUUACGUGGGAUCGGGUGGUUGCCAAAUGAUUCCGUGUCCGUCAAUCAUGCCAGACAUGCUGCGGAUAUCUUCAGUGAGAAAAAAUAUCGCACAAAAAUAGAAACUCUCAACUUUACUCCUGUGGAUGACAGAGUUGAUUAUGUGACUGCAAAACAAAGUGGCGAGAUCCUCAAUGAUAUUAAAUACCGGAAAGAUUGGAAUGAUACCAAAUCGAAAUAUACCCUCACAGAAACCCCCUGGCUGCACACUGCCCAGGAGGCAGCCCGGAUACUGGACCAGUAUCUCUACAAGGAAGGCUGGGAGAAGCAGAAAGCUACAGGUUACAUUUUGCCUCCGGACGCGGUGCCAUUUGUUCACGCCCAUCACUCCAACGAGGUUCAGAGCGAGCUGAAAUACAAAGCUGACCAUGUAAAACAAAGAGGUCAUUAUGUUGGUGUCCCAACGAUGAGAGAUGAUCCCAAACUGGUUUGGUUUGAGCAUGCAGGCCAGAUUCAGAAUGACAGACUCUACAAAGAGGAUUAUCACAGAACAAAGGCCAGGAUCAACAUACCUGCUGAUAUGGUGUCGGUGUUGGCCGCCAAGCACGGGCAGGAGCUCGUCAGUGAUAUCGAUUACCGUAAUUACCUGCACCGAUGGAUAUGUCAUCCUGACCAAAAUGAUGUCAUCCAGGCAAGGAAGGCCUAUGACCUCCAGAGCGAUAAUGUCUACAAAGCUGACCUGGAGUGGCUCCGUGGCAUUGGCUGGAUACCCCUGGAUUCUGUGGACUACGUGAGGGUUACGAAGAAUCAGGAAAUGGUGAAUCAGAUAAAAUAUAAGAAAGAUGCUCUUGACAACUAUCCUAACUUCACAAGUGUCGUGGAUCCUCCAGAGAUUGUCUUGGCUAAGAUUAACUCAGUCAAUCAAAGUGAUGUAAAAUAUAAAGAAACAUUUAAUAAAAGAAUAAAGGGCAAGUACAUGUUUUCUCCAGAUACGCCAUACAUCACCCACUCCAAAGACAUGGGAAAACUCUAUAGUACUAUACUGUAUAAAGGGGCAUGGGAAGGAACCAAGGCCUACGGCUAUACCCUGGAUGAACGCUACAUUCCCAUUGUUGGAGCUAAGCAUGCCGACUAUGUGAACAGUGAGCUUAAAUACAAAGAGACCUAUGAGAAGCAGAAGGGUCACUACCUGGCUGGGAAAGAAAUCAGUGAGUUCCCUGGUGUGGUUCACUGUCUGGAUUUCCAAAAGAUGAGGAGUGUGUUGAACUACAGAAAAAAUUAUGAGGAUACCAAAGCAAAUGUUCACAUCCCCAUCGAUAUGAUGAAUCACGUGCUGGCUAAACACUGCCAGUACAUCCUCAGUGACCUGGAAUACCAACACUUCUUCCAUCAGUGGACGUCUCUCCCGGAAGAACCCAACGUUAUACGGGCCCGAAAUGCGCAGGAGAUCUUGAGUGAUAAUGUGUAUAAGGAUGACUUGAAUUGGCUGAAAGGCAUUGGAUGCUAUGUUUGGGAUACACCUCAGAUCCUCCAAGCCAAGAAAGCAUAUGACCUCCAGAGUCAGCUACAAUACACGGCAGCAGGUAAAGAAAAUCUACAAAAUUAUAACCUGGUCACAGACACCCCACUUUACGUGACUGCUCUUCAAAGCGGCAUAAAUGCCAGUGAGGUGAAAUAUAAAGAAAAUUAUCAUCAGAUUAAGGACAAAUAUACGACAGUUCUAGAAACAGUGGAUUAUGACAGAACCAAGAAUCUGAAGAGUCUUUAUAGCAGCAACCUGUACAAGGAGGCUUGGGAUAGAGUGAAAGCCACCAGCUACAUCCUGCCUACCAACACCAUGUCCCUGAAGCAUGCCAGGAACCAGAAGCAUCUGGCCAGCAAUAUCAAAUACCGAGAAGAAUAUGAAAAGUUCAAAGCUCUUUAUACUUUACCAAAAAGCGUUGAGGAUGAUCCAAACACAGCACGCUGCCUCAGAGUCGGCAAGUUUAACAUCGAUCGCCUCUACAGGUCAGUGUAUGAAAAGAACAAGAUGAAAAUCCACACCGUGCCUGACAUGGUAGAGAUGGUUACCGCUAAGGAUUCGCAGAAGAAAGUCAGUGAGAUUGAUUACCGCCUCCACCUCCACGAGUGGAUUUGCCACCCUGACUUACAAGUCAACAGCCAUGUCCGGAAAGUCACGGAUCAGAUCAGCGACAUUGUAUACAAGGAUGACCUCAACUGGCUAAAAGGCAUUGGUUGCUACAUCUGGGACACCCCUGAAAUUCUUCAUGCCAAACAUGCUUAUGAUCUACGGAACGAUAUCAAGUACAAAUCUCAUGCGCAGAAGACAAGGAAUGACUACAAGUUGGUCACUGAUACUCCAGUCUACGUGCAGGCUGUCAAAAGCGGGAAACAGCUAAGUGAUGCUGUCUACCACCAUGACUAUGUGCACAGCGUCAGAGGCAAAGUGGCUCCAACAACGAAAACUGUGGAUCUGGAGCGAGCCCUUCAUGCAUACAAGCUCCAGAGUGAGGGUCUGUAUCGAGAUGCUGGCCGGCGCUCUCUGCCUACUGGAUAUAGGCUUCCAGGAGACACCCCUCACUUCAAACAUGCCAAAGACACCCGAUACAUGAGCAGUUAUUUCAAAUACAAAGAAGUUUAUGAACACUUCAAGGCAAAUGGAUAUACGCUUGGCCCCAAAGACGUUCCAUUUGUCCAUGUCCGGAGGGUCAACGAUGUUACCAGUGAGAGAUUGUAUCGACAAUUGUAUCACAAACUAAAAGACAAGAUCCACACAACUCCCGACACACCUGAAAUCCGCCAAGUCAAGAAGACACAAGAGGCUGUCAGUGAGUUGAUCUACAAAUCAGACUUCUUCAAGAUGCAAGGUCAUAUGAUCUCAAUGCCAUUCACACCCCAAGUGAUCCAUUGCCGCUACGUGGGAGACAUCACCAGUGACAUUAAAUAUAAAGAGGACUUGCGGAUCCUCAGGGGGCUGGGCUGCUUCCUGUAUGACACUCCCGACAUGGUCCGCUCCCGGCACCUGCGCAAGCUCUGGUCUAACUACCUGUACACUGAUAAGGCAAGGAAGAUGCGAGACAAGUACAAAGUGGUGCUCGACACUCCAGAAUACAGAAAAGUGCAGGAACUGAAGACACAUCUGAGCGAGCUGGUGUACAGAGCUGCAGGCAAAAAGCAGAAGUCAAUCUUCACCUCAGUUCCUGAUACUCCUGAUCUUUUAAGAGCCAAGCGAGGGCAGAAGCUUCAGAGUCAGUAUCUGUAUGUUGAACUUGCCACCAAAGAGAGACCCCAUCAUCACGCUGGAAACCAGACCAAAGCCUUGAAGCACGCUAAAGACGUAAAGGACUUGGUCAGUGAGAAUAAGUACAAGAUUCAAUAUGAAAAAAUGAAGGACAAGUACACCCCCGUUCCAGACACGCCAAUCCUCAUCAGAGCCAAGAGGGCUUACUGGAAUGCCAGUGAUUUACGCUACAAAGAAACAUUUCAAAAGACCAAAGGAAGAUACCACACUGUGAAGGAUGCUCUGGACAUUGUUUAUCAUCGUAAAGUCACAGAUGACAUUAGUAAAGUGAAAUACAAGGAGAACUACAUGAGUCAGUUGGGAAUCUGGUUGUCCAUUCCUGACCGCCCAGAGCAUUUUCACCAUCGGGCAGUUACCGAUGCAGUCAGUGAUGUAAAAUACAAAGAAGAUUUGAACUGGCUUAGGGGCAUUGGUUGCUAUGCCUAUGAUACCCCUGACUUCACUCUGGCUGAAAAGAACAAGACUCUCUACAGCAAGUAUAAGUAUAAAGAGGUAUUUGAAAGGACGAAGUCAGAUUUCAAGUAUGUUGCAGAUUGUCCAAUCAAUAGGCAUUUCAAGUAUGCAACUCAGUUGAUGAAUGAGAAAAAAUACAGAGCUGAUUAUGAGCAGCGGAAAGAUAAAUACCACCUGGUAGUCGAUGAGCCUAGACAUCUGCUGGCUAAGAUCGCAGGCGACCAGAUCAGUCAGAUCAAGUACAAGAAAAAUUAUGAAGAAUCAAAGGACAAAUUUACCUCAAUUGUGGAUACUCCGGAACACCUGCGUACUACAAAGGUCAACAAACAAAUUAGUGACAUACUUUAUAAGUUGGAAUACAACAAGGCCAAGCCCAGAGGCUACACGACAAUCCACGACACACCCAUGUUGCUGCAUGUCCGAAAGGUCAAAGAUGAAGUCAGUGAUCUGAAAUACAAAGAAGUUUACCAGAGAAAUAAGUCCAACUGCACCAUUGUGCCAGACUCUGUUCAUAUUAAAGCAGCCAAGGAUGCCUACAAAGUCAACACCAACCUGGACUACAAGAAGCAGUACGAAGCCAACAAAGCCCACUGGAGGUGGACCCCUGACCGACCGGACUUCAUCCAGGCCGCCAAGUCGUCCUUGCAGCAGAGCGAUUUUGAGUAUAAGCUGGACCGAGAGUUCCUCAAAGGUUGUAAGCUUUCUGUCACUGAUGAUAAAGACAUGGUGCUGGCCCUGCGGAAUUCGUUAAUAGAAAGUGAGCUGAAAUACAAAGAGAAGCAUGUCAAGGAGAGAGGAACCUGCCAUGCUGUGCCUGACACUCCUCAGAUCCUCCUGGCAAAGACUGUCAGCAGGCUGGUGUCUGAGAACAAGUACAAGGACUACGUGAAGAAGCACUUGGCCCAGGGCUCGUACACAACACUGCCAGAGACCAGGGACACCAUCCAUGUCAAGGAAGUGACCAAGAAUGUCAGUGAUACAAAUUACAAAAAGAAGUUUGUCAAGGAGAAAGGGAAAUCCAACUACUCCAUCAUGCUGGAGCCCCCGGAUGUCAAGCAUGCUAUGGAAGUGGCCAAGAAGCAGAGUAAUGUCGCAUACAAAAAAGAUGCCAAAGAAAACCUGCAUUACACCACGGUGGCUGACCGGCCCGACAUCAAGAAGGCCACGCAGGCUGCCAAACAGGCCAGUGAGGUGGAGUACAGAGCCAAGCACCGCAAGGAAGGCAGCCAUGGGUUAAGCAUGCUCGGUCGCCCAGACAUUGAAAUGGCCAAGAAGGCAGCCAGGCUGAGCAGCCAGGUUAAAUACCGAGAAAAUUUCAACAAAGAGAAGGGCAAAACACCGAAAUUCAAUCCAAAAGACAGCCAGCUCUACAAAGUCAUGAAAGAUGCUAACAAUCUCGCAAGUGAGGUGAAAUAUAAGGCCGACCUAAAGAAACUUCACAAGCCUGUGACUGAUAUGAAGGAAUCUCUGAUAAUGAAUCAUGUGCUGAAUACAAGCCACCUUGCCAGUUCUUACCAGUACAAGAAGAACUAUGAGAAGAGUAAAGGCCACUACCACACGAUUCCUGAUAAUCUGGAGCAGCUUCAUCUCAAGGAGGCCACAGAGUUACAGAGUAUAGUGAAAUACAAAGAAAAGUAUGAAAAGGAGCGAGGAAAGCCCAUGCUGGACUUUGAAACACCAACGUACAUCACUGCCAAAGAGUCUCAGCAAAUGCAAAGUGGGAAAGAAUAUAGGAAAGAGUAUGAAGAGUCCAUUAAAGGCAGAAACCUGACAGGCCUGGAGGUCACGCCAGCUUUAUUACAUGUCAAAUAUGCAACCAAAAUAGCCAGCGAGAAAGAAUACAGGAAAGAUCUAGAGGAAAGCAUCCGUGGGAAGGGUCUCAGUGAAAUGGAAGACACGCCCGACAUGCUAAGAGCAAAGAACGCCACUCAAAUCCUCAACGAGAAAGAAUAUAAGAGAGACUUGGAGCUAGAAGUCAAAGGAAGAGGCCUGAAUGCCAUGGCCAAUGAAACUCCCGACUUCAUGAGGGCCAAGAAUGCUACUGAUAUUGCCAGCCAGAUCAAGUAUAAGCAAUUAGCAGAAAUGGAAAAAGCCAAUUUCACUUCUGUGGUUGAUACUCCUGAGAUCAUUCAUGCCCAGCAAGUCAAGAACCUUUCAAGCCAGAAAAAGUACAAGGAAGAUGCAGAGAAAUGCAUGUCCUAUUAUGAGACUGUUUUGGACACCCCAGAGAUACAUAGAGUCCGGGAGAACCAAAAGAACUUCAGCCUUCUCCAGUACCAAUGUGACCUCAAAAACAGUAAAGGAAAAAUUACAGUUGUUCAAGACACGCCAGAAAUACUGCGUGUUAAAGAAAAUCAAAAGAAUUUCAGCUCGGUUUUAUAUAAAGAGGAUGUCUCGCCUGGAACGGCGAUUGGAAAGACCCCUGAGAUGAUGAGAGUGAAGGAAACACAGGACCACAUUAGCUCGGUGAAGUAUAAGGAAGCCAUUGGACAAGGAACUCCAAUCCCUGACCUGCCUGAAGUAAAACGAGUCAAGGAGACACAGAAGCACAUUAGCUCGGUUAUGUACAAAGAAAACUUGGGAACAGGCAUUCCAACCCCUGUCACUCCAGAGAUCGAGAGAGUCAAACGCAAUCAAGAGAACUUUAGCUCGGUUUUGUACAAAGAAAAUUUGGGGAAAGGAACCCCAACACCUAUCACUCCAGAGAUGGAGAGAGUCAAACGCAAUCAAGAGAACUUUAGCUCGGUGUUGUACAAAGAAAAUAUGGGCAAGGGAACCCCUAUACCUGUCACUCCAGAGAUGGAGAGAGUCAAACACAAUCAAGAAAAUAUUAGCUCGGUUUUGUACAAAGAAAAUGUGGGGAAAGCCACCCCAACCCCUGUCACGCCAGAGAUGCAGAGAGUCAAACGCAAUCAAGAGAACAUUAGCUCGGUGUUAUACAAAGAGAACCUGGGGAAAGCAACCCCUACACCCUUUACUCCUGAGAUGGAAAGAGUCAAACGCAAUCAAGAAAACUUUAGCUCGGUAUUAUACAAAGAGAAUAUGAGAAAAGCAACUCCGACACCUGUCACUCCAGAGAUGGAGCGAGCUAAGCGCAACCAAGAAAACAUUAGCUCGGUUCUUUACUCUGAUAGCUUCCGGAAACAAAUACAAGGCAAAGCUGCCUAUGUCUUGGACACUCCAGAGAUGAGACGGGUGCGGGAGACCCAACGCCACAUCUCAACGGUGAAAUAUCAUGAAGACUUUGAGAAACACAAGGGUUGCUUCACACCAGUGGUGACAGACCCUAUCACCGAACGAGUAAAGAAGAACACACAGGACUUCAGUGACAUUAACUACCGAGGUAUUCAGAGAAAAGUGGUAGAAAUGGAACAAAAACGGAAUGACCAGGAUCAGGAGACCAUUACAGGUUUUCGUGUCUGGCGUACUAAUCCUGGCUCAGUGUUUGACUAUGAUCCAGCAGAAGACAACAUUCAGUCACGAAGCUUACACAUGGUUAAUGCACAAGCGCAGCGCCGGAGCCGGGAGCAAUCGCGGUCUGCCAGCGCUGUGAGCAUCAGCGGCGGCGAGGACAAGUCCGAACACUCGGAAGCCGCUGAUCAGCGCCUCUCCACCUACAGUGAUGGUGGGGUCUUCUUCUCGGCAACCUCCUCAGCUUACAAACAUGCAAAAACCACGGAGCUCCCACAACAGCGAUCAUCUUCAGUUGCCACCCAACAGACAACAGUAUCCUCUAUCCCAUCUCACCCAUCUACUGCUGGGAAGAUCUUCCGUGCCAUGUACGACUAUAUGGCUGCUGAUGCAGAUGAGGUGUCCUUCAGAGAUGGAGAUGCUAUUGUGAAUGUGCAAGCGAUUGAUGAAGGGUGGAUGUACGGCACCGUGCAGAGGACGGGCAGGACCGGCAUGCUGCCGGCCAACUACGUGGAGGCUGUUUAGGCAUGUCAGUAUCACACCUGUGUGCAGGACCUGUACAUCCUGCAGUAUUUCAGCUCAGACUUUCCACCAUUAGCUAAGUCCUCAAGCUGCCUAAUGGUUUUUCUGUGUCAGUAUGAUUAAUAGUUGUACCAUCCCUUGUUUCUAUAUGAACCUUGGUAAUUCUCCAGUAAAACAGAUGUUAAUAUC